GCUAUCUUGACGCGCAUUAAAAUAAAUCAACAAACAUUUUUUGGUUUAAAAGUUUAAAUGCAUUGAUUACAAAUCAUGAUUUGCCGUUUGUGCCUAAGUAACAACGUUCCGGAUUUUGAUACGAUCGACAUUUUUGAGGCAAUGGGGGUAUCCCUGAAUGUGGCCAAUAUAUUGGCCAAAUAUUUCUGGUUUGAGCCAAAAAGCGACGAUCCGAUAUCGACGGUUAUUUGUGUGAACUGCUGGAACAAAGUGAGCAACUUUCACGAGUUCUACCAGUCUGUGGAGAAAGCGCAUCGCCUGCUCACGGAACGGUUCUCUCUGAAGUCCGAACAGGAUCAGCCGAAAACAGAGGCACCGGAGGAGCAGCUUUUGCUGGAACAGGAAGAGGCAGACGAGGAUGCGGAUGAGGAUGACGAGGAUGACCAGCAUGCGGGGGGACUACCUAGUGACGAUGAGAGCACGGAAUCCUUUAGCAACGAGCAGUUCUUGAACGAAGUUAUCACUCAGCAGGAGGAAGUGAAGGAAACUACCCAGUCAGAGGCUAAGGAAGUGGCUUCUAUAGCUACAGGGGAACGCCGGGAGACCCGAUCCUCCAGCAAAAUUAAAUCUCAAGUCCCGGAAGAACUUCCUCCACCUGCAGUCACCAAAGUUCCAGUUUCCAAAAAAAGAACCAAGAAGAAUUCCAGCAAACCAGAGGCCACCCUCACCAAAAACAAGCGCUAUGUGGACUACAAGCAGUCCAUGCUGGCCAUUGACGCCAAAAUCGCGGCGCACAUGCGGCUAACAUGCGACGUUUGUCACGAGGGACAGGAGACCUUUCUGCUCCUUUGCAAGCACAUGAUGCAGGCGCACCAUCGGAAGGGCUAUGCCGUCUGCUGCAAUAAGAAGUUUUACAAGCGCUCCUUUCUGACGGACCAUAUCGAUCGGCACGCCGAUCCCGAGAAGUUCAAAUGCAAUCAGUGCGACAAGAGGUUCGCGGACAAGCAGUGCCUGAGGAACCACGAGCUGCUGAAGCACCAACCGGAGGAGGAGAAGAUCUUCAUGUGCGAGCAGUGCCCAAAGAGAUAUACCAAACAGUAUUUGCUGGAUCAGCAUCGUGUCAUACACAAGGAGCGCAACGUGGUCUGCGAUAUUUGCGAAAGGAGAUUUCCCAACGAAUCGAUGCUGUGUACGCAUGUGAAACUGGUCCACGGGAACUAUGGCACUAUGUGCGACAUCUGCGCGCAGGUCAUCCGUGGUCGAGCCGCCUUCCAGCGGCAUCAGCUGGAGCACGCCGGCGUGACGGAGCCCAAGGUGCAGUGCGACAUCUGCGGGUCCUGGCACAAGAACAAACACAGUCUAAAGAAGCAUGUGCGCCGCCACAAUGGCACCGCUGCCACCUGCGACCUAUGCGGCAAAGUGUCGCCAAAUCGGAGCGCAAUGUUGAGCCAUCAGCGGUACGUUCACCUCACGGAUCGCAAGCACGAGUGCAGUGUGUGCGGGAAGGGCUUCAAGAAGGGCAUAUCCCUGCGCGAACACAUGACCAUGCACACGGGCGAGGUUCUGUACAAGUGCCCGCACUGCCCAAAGACCUUCAACUCGAAUGCCAACCAGCACACCCACAGACGGAAGUGCCAUCCCAAGGAGUUCGAAGAGGCGCGCCAAGCGCGCUCCGAAAAAAGAAAAGCCCCCGAGGACGAGACUACCAGUAUCCUGACCAUUUCGACGACGGCUGGCGAGGGUGGCGAAACGCAUAGCAUUCUGUUGACCCAAACCGACGAGGACCUCAAGUCGGACAGUAUCGAGUUCACUCUGUGUCUUAGUCCAGAAGCGACAGAUUAAAUAUUAAUAUUGUGUUUGGAUCUGGGAAUUGGAUUUUGAAGAAAGGUGAAGAUUUUGUGGCAUCUAAUGCAAAGUAUGUACAAUGUACAUAAUUCCUUAGAAUUCGAAUAUCAAGCUGACGAAAUUAAUAAAUCGGUUUGUCAAUAGAACUAUUUAUUGUAAAGAUCCUUAAGCUAGCAGAGUUCAACAAAAUAGACGGAUACAUGUAUUUAGUGGAA
Molecule: messenger RNA, 2039 nt
Organism: Drosophila bipectinata
Lineage: Eukaryota; Metazoa; Arthropoda; Insecta; Diptera; Drosophilidae
Product: transcription factor grauzone
Cellular component (GO): nucleus
Molecular function (GO): zinc ion binding; DNA-binding transcription factor activity
Source: RefSeq, a predicted model, not a curated record